AAGCAAUCAAGUCUCUGAACAAGCUAUAGUUAAAGUAUUUACCUAAUUACCAAGAACAGCUCACCAGUCUGUCCACAUUUACUUCAGAACCGCUUGGGGAGCUUUGUGAAAAUACAGAUUCCUAGGUCGCGCCCUCGAGGGGCCUGGAACUCUGCCCUUAGUUCCCCCAGAUGAGCCAGUUGCGUGGCACACUGGACCGGAGCCCAAACUGGCUCCUCGGGCCAGGUCUGUGUCUGAUGGCUUUUAUGAAAAAAUAUCUCCCCCCCAUUCUGGGGAUCUUCUUGGCCUACCACUACUAUUCUGCAAAUGAGGAAUUCAGACCAGAGAUGCUCCAAGGAAAGAAAGUGAUUGUCACAGGGGCCAGCAAGGGUAUUGGAGAACAGAUGGCCUAUCAUCUGGCAAAGAUGGGAGCCCAUGUGGUGGUGACAGCAAGGUCUAAAGAAACUCUAAAGAAGAUAGUAUCCCAUUGCCAGGAGCUUGGAGCAGCCUCAGCACACUACAUUGCUGGCACCAUGGAGAACAUGACCUUCGCAGAGCAAUUUGUUGCCAAAGCUGGAAAACUAAUGGGGGGAAUAGACAUGCUUAUUCUCAACCACAUCACCAACGCUUCUAUGAGUCUGUUUAGUGGUGAUAUUCACCUGGUGCGCAGAAGUAUGGACGUCAACUUCCUCAGUUACGUGGUCCUGAGUACUACAGCCUUGCCCAUGCUGAAGCAGAGCAACGGAAGCAUUGUUGUCGUUUCCUCUAAGGCUGGGAAAAUGGCUAGUCCACUUAUUGCGCCCUACUCUGCAAGCAAGUUUGCCCUGGAUGGGUUUUUCUCCUCCCUCAGGAUGGAACAUUCAGUGGCCAAGAUCAAUGUGUCAAUCACUCUCUGUAUCCUUGGCCUCAUAAACACAGACACAGCCAUGAAGGCCGUUUCUGGGAUACUCAACAUAGAGGCAUCUCCAAAGGAAGACUGUGCCCUGGAGAUCAUCAAAGGGGGAGCUCUGCGCCAAGAGGAAGUGUACUAUGACAACUCAGUCUGGACAGCUCUCUUGCUGGGAAAUCCAGGGAGGAAGGUCCUGGAAUUCCUAUCCUUAAGAAGUUAUAGUUUGGACAAAUUUAUAAUCAACUAAGCACUUCCUGAAGGUGGAGCAUGGUAAGGGAGCUUGGGCCUGUUCUUCCUGAUAUUUAUCUGAGCUCCAUCCAUGAAGGCAUCUCCCUGGAGACAUAAAUGAGGGUCCCCAGAGAGUUGCAAGUCAUAUAUCACAUCUCACAGUUUGAAGGAGUUCCUCUAACACUUGCACAGUGGAAAUGUAAUUAUAAUGAAUGUCAUGAGCCACCACAACCUGCCGUCAUAAAACUGAUAACUGUAGGUAUAAUUAAAAGUUAGUUCUAUCAAGUUUACCUCAUAUGUAAUAAUAUUAUGAUAAUUAAUACAUUAAUUAUAAUAAAGGUCAUAUCCACUUUAUAAAUUCAUAAUA
Molecule: messenger RNA, 1463 nt
Organism: Suricata suricatta (meerkat)
Lineage: Eukaryota; Metazoa; Chordata; Mammalia; Carnivora; Herpestidae
Gene: HSD11B1
Product: hydroxysteroid 11-beta dehydrogenase 1
Exons: 7
Coding region: 171-1115 (314 amino acids)
Biological process (GO): steroid catabolic process
Cellular component (GO): intracellular membrane-bounded organelle; endoplasmic reticulum membrane
Molecular function (GO): 11-beta-hydroxysteroid dehydrogenase (NADP+) activity; steroid binding
Source: RefSeq, a predicted model, not a curated record